Sitodiplosis mosellana (orange wheat blossom midge) is the source of this 1628-nucleotide messenger RNA. RefSeq names its product PIN2/TERF1-interacting telomerase inhibitor 1-like. The record is from RefSeq and is a predicted model, not a curated record. Gene Ontology annotation, cellular component: nucleolus. Bases 290 to 1573 code for a protein of 427 amino acids. NCBI's taxonomy places the organism in Eukaryota, Metazoa, Arthropoda, Insecta, Diptera, Cecidomyiidae. The transcript is spliced from 2 exons. Gene Ontology annotation, biological process: regulation of ribosome biogenesis. Gene Ontology annotation, molecular function: telomerase inhibitor activity; nucleic acid binding.
AGAAGUUAAAUGUUUGAAAAAUCACUAAUUUUUAAGCAAUCAUUGGCAUGAAUUUUGUGUUUUUAUGUCAUCAAAAUUUUGUAUUGAUGAACGCACCCCGAAUUGAAAAAAGUAAACUAUGAAGUUGCUUCUCCCCUCAUUCUGGUUUGACAUUUCGUUUUGAAGAUGUUCAGUAUUUGCACGUGCUAUUGAAUUUCUAAUACAUAUUUCAUUUCUGCCAGUUUGAUUACUUAUUAUUAUUUGAAAAUAAGCCAAUAUCAUUUAUUGGACAACAAUCACAAUUGAAAAAAUGACUUUUUAUAGUAACGUUAAGCAAAAGUCAUACGUUCUGAAUCCAAGAGGCAAACCAUUAUAUGAAGAUGCAAAUCGAUUUGGCACAAAAAUGUUGGAGAAAAUGGGCUGGUCCAAAGGCAAGGGGCUUGGUAUUAACGAAGACGGUGAACAAAAUUUCAUUCGGGUUGCACAUAAAACCGAUCAACAGGGGAUGGGAUAUCAAGAGCGAGAUGAUCAAUGGACAGGCCACGAAAAUCAAUUCAAUUCGUUGCUCAAAUCUUUAGAUAAUUCCUCAAAUGUGUCGAUGGAUGGAGGUGGACAUAAAGAGGCAAAUCAAGCCACACCAACCAUUGGAUUGGGUUUUGGUACGGCAGAUAAAAACAUAAAAAAAUUAAAGUCAGUCAAAUUGGAGCUUAGCGGCAAAUCAUUGGAGGAAAUGUCGAAAAAUUCUGGUGUUAGAGUUCAUUACAGAAAAUUCACACGCAGCAAAGAUAUAUCAAAAUAUACUGAAAAAGAUUUGGCAAAUAUUUUUGGAAAGAAAUGUGUAGAUGGCCAUAAAAUAGAAGCUGAAGUAAAGCAAGUUGAGCCAGUGUCGGAUUUAUCUCAGUCUAGCUAUGAAAUAUCAACAAUUGAAACGGGUACAACAAUUCAAGAAUACUUUAAAAAGGAGAAAAACAAGCCUUCAAAACGCAGAAAGGAAAAAUUAGACAAAUCGAAUGAAGAGCAAGUAUCAAACGUUGAACAAUCGGAAAAGAAGCGACAGAAAAAGGACAAGCAAUUUAAACUGGGUAUGACUGUGCCAGAAGAUGUAGAGGAACAUGAACCGUCACGGCUAAAAGAGGAAAAUAAAAAAAAGAAAUCCGUACCAAUAAGUAACACCGAAUUUAUCAAUGGUAUAUUAAGUACUUUAGUCAGAAGUAAUAAUUCUGGGCAUUCCUCAACAGCGUUAGAGCGAUCGAAUGCUGAAGACAGCGAUGGAGAAAUGAAACCAGCAUUUAAAACAAAUCCAAAUAUAACUAUGAAUGAAGUGUUCGAAAUCAAUCGGUAUCAUGCAGAAAUGUUUCGUUUUGUUGACUUGGAUGGAUUCCCGAAUGCAAAUCUCAGUGACUUGAGUGGUUAUGGAUAUAAUAAAGAAUUCGAACUCAAAGUAUCCGAAAAAUCAAAAGAUCAAAAUAAAAUAAAUGAUUUGUGGGAUUAUGCACUUAUUAAUAAGUAUGGAAAGGAAGUGAUUCAGACGAAAAAGGCAAAGCGAUAUUCCAUAAAACAUCUGAAGAAAAAGAAUGUCUUUAUGAAAUUGUAAUCAUUGUACUCAUAAAACGCAAAUAAAACACGGAUCAUUUCAGUUCAAUUUUAAA